Messenger RNA from Cheilinus undulatus (humphead wrasse), 1372 nucleotides. RefSeq names its product hydroxysteroid (17-beta) dehydrogenase 1 (gene hsd17b1). The transcript is spliced from 8 exons. Gene Ontology annotation, molecular function: estradiol 17-beta-dehydrogenase [NAD(P)+] activity. The record is from RefSeq and is a predicted model, not a curated record. NCBI's taxonomy places the organism in Eukaryota, Metazoa, Chordata, Actinopteri, Labriformes, Labridae. Gene Ontology annotation, biological process: estrogen biosynthetic process. Bases 344 to 1270 code for a protein of 308 amino acids. Gene Ontology annotation, cellular component: cytoplasm.
UCUUUCCUGGAGUCACAGUCAGUCAAAGACUGACUCUUCUCAUAACUUUCCCCACUUGAGCACGAGGCCGGCCUGCUGCCUCCACAUCAAACCCUCGACUCUCUCUAAGACACACCACCGUGCACGUGGGAUGUCCUCACUCAUCCGCAGGGAAACUGUAAGGUCUUAGAGACUCCGGGACACCAGCCAAGCUGAUGCCAUCUCAAUGGGAGGAACGCAAGAAAAUGGCAGGAAAUUCCUACUUGGUCUGCUCCCACAGCUGAAGAAAUUCUUUCAAAGUGUGCUGCUGGAAUGGUCAUUUAACAUACCAGAAACUCAGAGGCUCAUUGGAUAGUCUGUCCUGAUGCACAGAGAUGUCCAUGAGUUUCUCCAAGGCAAACUGAACAUGAGUAAGCCAGACUCAAUGGACAAGAAGGUGGUUCUGAUCACAGGCUGCUCCUCAGGGAUCGGCCUCAGUCUGGCAGUCCGGCUGGCCUCUGACCCCUAUCAGGAAUAUAAAGUCUAUGCAACAAUGAGAAACCUGUCGAAGAAGGAGCGCCUUUUAGAGUGUGUCAAAGGUCUGCACAGGAACACGCUGGACAUCCUCCAAAUGGACGUGACCGACCAGCAGUCCAUCUUGAGUGCGAGGGACAGGGUUGUGGAGAAACGAGUGGACAUCCUAGUGUGCAAUGCUGGGGUGGGACUGAUGGGCCCACUGGAGGUGCAAUCCUUGGACACAAUGAGGCAAAUUCUGGAUGUCAACCUCCUUGGUACCAUCCGGACUAUCCAGGCUUUUCUUCCAGGCAUGAAGGCUAAGGGUCGGGGCCGCAUCCUGGUCACUGGCAGCACUGGAGGUCUUCAUGGCCUGCCUUUUAAUGAGGUGUACUGUGCCAGUAAGUUUGCAAUAGAGGGAGCAUGUGAAAGUAUGGCAGUCCUCCUGCAACACUUCAACAUACACGUGAGUCUCAUCGAGUGUGGACCAGUCAACACAGAUUUCCUGGUGAACCUGCAAAAGGCGGAGCUUGGGGAUACGUCUCUCCAACAGGUUGAUGCCCACACGCUCAGCCUGUAUGAAAAGUACCUGCAGCACUGUGGUGCCGUUUUCCAAAAUGCAGCACAGGAUACAGAGGACAUUGUAAAGGUAUUUCUGGAUGCCAUCCAGUCACCCAGCCCUGCAUUCAGAUACUUCACCAGUGGUGACGUUCCACCUCUCACCAAAAUGAAGAUCACAGAACCGGAUGGUUCCACCUACAUCAGUGCAAUGAGCAAAAUCAUUUUCUCAGAUGAUUGAUAAAUCUUUACAUGCAUUUUUUCUUGCAAUGAAAACACUCCUUUCGCUGUCUUUUGCCUUAUUUGCAAAUGUUUGAAAUCAGUCUUAAGUGCUCUGAAUAAA